CCGAGCGCGUCUACGACAGUCGCGCUACGAUCGUAGCACGCUACACUCGUAGCGGCAACAUACGCUACGAUAAACAAAAAUAGCGGUUAAGUGUUUAAAAAAGUCGUUUAGUGUUUUGUGUACCACGUGACUUUUUGAUUUCCGGUGGCAGCAAUCAUGUCCCUGGUUCCGCCGGGAGGCGGGGACUCCCCGAGCCCGAGGCGUGCCGUCAGUCCACUGUUGGAAUCUCGACGGCCACAUUGUACUUUAGCGUGCGAUUACUGCGCCGCCAUAUUGGAAGACAAAUUUAGACGUAAUGCUGACAUGCGUAACCGCGGUACGUCUCCCUUAUCAGUGUCACCGCGCCAGUCCCUUACGGGUGAACCACCUUGGACCCUCCCAGAUGACGACCGACCGGAUUUCUCAGCUUUGAAGGAAAAUAUACACAGAAUCAACAAGGACUGCGAGACAUCGACACGCUUGGAUAUGCUUUUGACACAAGUGGAACAAUAUGCAAAUAAUUUGGAGGCUUUGGUGGAAGAAAGAACGUCCGAUUAUUUGGAGGAAAAGCGAAAAUGCGAGGAGUUACUGUACCAGUUGUUGCCAAAAUCCGUAGCUUCUCAACUUAUAAUGGGUCAACCGGUUAUGGCGGAGACGUACGAUCAAGUGACAAUCUACUUCAGCGAUAUCAUCGGAUUUACGCAGUUAUCAGCUGAAUCUACACCUCUCGAAGUUGUGGAUCUGCUAAACGAUUUGUACACCAGCUUCGAUUCGAUAAUUGAAAAUUUUGAUGUAUAUAAAGUGGAGACAAUCGGUGAUGCAUAUAUGGUAGUAUCUGGACUUCCAAUGCGUAACGGUAAUCGUCAUGCGGCUGAGAUCGCGAGUAUGUCAUUAGCAUUACUUCGGGCAGUCAGAGUUAAGACUGUUCCACAUCGGCCUGGAGAAAAAUUACUUCUGAGAAUUGGGAUGCAUUCAGGUCCCUGCGUAGCUGGUGUUGUGGGUUUGAAAAUGCCACGAUAUUGUUUAUUUGGAGAUACUGUUAACACGGCAUCUCGGAUGGAAUCUCACGGGGAAGCACUUAGAAUUCAUGUCAGUCCUAAAACAAAGGAAGUUCUUGACUUGUAUGAUUGCUUCGAUUUGGAAUGUCGAGGAGAAAUUACAAUGAAGGGAAAGGGUAAAAUGACAACAUAUUGGUUAAUUGGUGAAAGGUCAGCUUCUUUCAUAAGCAACACCUACGAACAAACCAAAUACAAUGAAAAUACAAUCACUAAUAACCCCAGCAUCACUUUUCAAGGCCCAGACAGCCCUGCAUCACACUCACUCACGCACAGUCAAAGCCCGGAAAGGAAUGGAACAAAAGAAAACACAACUAGGCCGACGGAAAUAUUAACAGAGAGAGAUCGCAUCAAACAUGAGAUAGCAACAUUCGUUGCCAAAGAUCUGAUAAACAACAUAGACAAUGCUGUGCGAGAAUUUAGAUUGUCUCAAAGCGCUACUUUGGCUUCGGCGCAAAAUAUUAACAAGCCCAUAUGUAAUGGUAAUGAGAAAGGCCUAAUCACUCCGACGUACGAUAAAGGGCUUGUUAUCAACAAAGGGAAAGUAAGAGAUGUGGUGAACAGAUUCAAUAAUACGAUCAAUACAACAAACGAAGUUAAAAAUACCAAACAGAAGAGUAUAAAAAGUGAAGACUGAAAUGGUAAACGAUGAAAUUAUUUGCGUUAAUUUCUUUUAAUCUCUGGAAAGAGUUCGAAUUUUCUGAUUAUUUAUUUAUAUAUAUUUACAGUAGAAAUUAAUCAAAAUAGUAAUUUAUUAUUGUAGUGCAAAGCACCUAAAUGACUCGAUGGUCUAGUCAAUAAUUAAAACUUGUAAUAUGUACAUUAUCUAACUAUAAAACUAUUAGUAGUAGUCUUCAUUGUGUGGGUGAUCUAAUACCUACUCCGAAUUUUAGUAUAAGAAAUAUAAUAACACAAAUUAUUCUAGAUGUUAUAAAAUAUACACUUAUUUAAAAUUAUAUUUCUACAAUAGAAUAAGAUGACGCAAAAGCGAAUAAACAGAAAGCCGUAGUGAGAAUUAUGUGUUAAUAUAAAUUUAAUCAGAUUAUAAAUGUACUUUGUAAUAUUAGAUCCUGUAGUGUUUUUACUGACCUUUUAUACUUCCGUACUUUUAAAUCCAGUGUUUACUUAAACUAGUAACACUCAUAACAUACAUUUAAUAUUCCAUGAAAUCAAACUAAAACCUUUUAAAUGUGUAGAAUUUGUCUUUACGUUAGUGUCUUCAUCGCUUCUAAUAGAAGGUAUGUAUAUAAAUUAUAAUGACAUUUUAUCAGCUUUAAGCGUUAACCUUCUUUUAGAACAUGACUUAUUUUUAAUGUAUAGUAAAUUAAAUUAGACAAUGAAGCGAAAGUCAUAGCAACAUACUCGUUAGUACGUAUUAGAUACUAAAAGUAUUGGGUAAAGUAACUUAUUUGCUUUAAAUCUCAGCUUUACCGUAUAGUAUAAUAAUAUUGUAUCUAUUUAUAGUCUAUUCCAAUCAAAGAAUGAAGAUAAAUAAAACUUAGAUUUACGUAUUUCAUGUGAUUUGCUAAUAGCUCAGCC
Messenger RNA from Vanessa tameamea, 2573 nucleotides. Its product is annotated as atrial natriuretic peptide receptor 2-like. Gene Ontology annotation, molecular function: adenylate cyclase activity; peptide receptor activity; guanylate cyclase activity. Gene Ontology annotation, cellular component: plasma membrane. The record is from RefSeq and is a predicted model, not a curated record. The transcript is spliced from 8 exons. Lineage: Eukaryota; Metazoa; Arthropoda; Insecta; Lepidoptera; Nymphalidae. The coding region runs from base 157 to 1671 and encodes 504 amino acids. Gene Ontology annotation, biological process: intracellular signal transduction; receptor guanylyl cyclase signaling pathway; cGMP biosynthetic process.